CAGGACGUAGUUACACCAAACUUUACACCGUUUUGUCCUUCCGUGCUAAGGUUGGCUUUCUGUAGACGUCGCCGUGUUGCUAGGAAACAUAGUUAGGCUAGUAAAAGCCUGUUAAUUACUCCCAGCUGCCACACAGACGUGAUGUGGGCUCUGGCUUCCAGCACAGUUACACUCAGUUACUGUUAAACGUGUGGCUCGUUGUAUCAGGUGAAUAGGAGGCGAAGUGGAUGAGUGACAAGCUAUGCAGUGUAGAAAACUGCAUCCCCGGCACGGGAGUAUAUCUGCGGCACGGCUACAUAUACUCCUCACUAGCUGGCUACGUGCUCAAGAAAAACGAGGGAGAGGAGUUGCCAGUGAUUUCAGUGGUGAGGGAAACAGAAACGCAACUACUACCCGAUGUAGGAGCAAUAGUCACUUGUAAGGUGACCAGCAUCAACCCCAGGUUCGCCAAGGUCCACAUCCUUUAUGUAGGCUCCACACCGCUGAAGGACCGCUUCAGAGGAACAAUCAGGAAAGAAGAUGUGCGCGCAACAGAGAAAGACAAGGUGGAGACAUACAAAAGCUUCAGACCUGGAGACAUCGUCUUGGCGAAAGUCAUUUCUCUCGGUGAUGUGCAGUCUAACUACCUGUUGACUACAGCGGAGAAUGAACUGGGGGUGGUGGUGGCACACAGUGAAGCAGGUGCCCAGAUGGUUCCCAUCAGCUGGUGCGAGAUGCAGUGCCCGCGGACGCACGGCAAAGAGUUCCGCAAAGUGGCGCGAGUGCAGCCGUUGUAUCUACAGGCAUGAGACAACUCCUUUCUUCCACAAGGAACACACAGCUUCCCCUCCGCUCUUUCACUCACUGUCGUCGAGAAGCCUCCCAACUCUGCUUCAGAUGUUUUCUGAGAGACUGGACAACGUGCAUAUUCUUGGCUACUUCAGGCUUCGUGUCUUAAGUGUUUUUUUAAAUAGCUUCAAUCAUUUGAUCGUGCCAGCUUGAAAACACUGCGUCAGACCAAACUGUCAGGACAUAUUCUAAACAACAAUGUAGUGACUGUUGUAAGGACAUUUUUUUUUAGCUAAAGUCAGCGCAAGUGCCAGCAACGUUGUUUUUUAAAGUUGCCUUUCAAUUGCCUGAUUAGAACUGUUUGACUCAGGAUGUUACGUUGCAGCUGCCAAACUUUAAGUGACCACUAUGUUGAGAAGCUAAAAGCAUAACCUGGUGAAGAAAUGUCUUUUUCACAGAUGCAAGAUUCACUCAGUUUUGCUGACAAGUGUUACGGCCGAUCAUCAGGUCACUCGAAGGAUGAAGCAGUUGGUGCAUAAACGUAAGACUUGGUUUCAAGGCCAGACUGCAUGUUGUAACCAGAGUGAUGAUUUAAAGGACAGUAGCUGUAUCUGGUCUGAAAUAAGGAGGAUUCGACCAAAAAUGCUGCACUUUAAAACUUAUUUUGCAUGUCAUGUAUGCGUCAGACUUGGCUAAUUUUUGUCCAUAAAAGUGACAAAAACAUUAUUCUCCUCAGGCUCAUUUGUCCUUACUCCUUUCCAACUUUUCCAGUUUCAAGUAAGUGACGGACAAAUGUUGUCCACACAGCAGUAAAGGAAGAGAAAAUGUGAUUAAGAGAGCCCAUUUGUUCAAUCAGAAUUACAACACAGCUACAAAUGUGCGGAAUAUUGAAGUUCAACAUGAUAGUCAGAUAUUUCUUUUUUGUUUUCUAGCACAUUGUCAAAACUAAAGUGAUUAUGAGCCUACAACAAGCAAGCAGAAAUGUUUCCAUUUUAUCUUUGAAGUAAAGUGUAUUUUGACUUUCCUUAUUCCUUCUUCACUUUACUGCAGAUGUCAUUCAUGUGCAAGAUCGAAAUAAAAUGACUAUCAAAGCCA
Sebastes umbrosus (honeycomb rockfish) is the source of this 1863-nucleotide messenger RNA. RefSeq names its product exosome component 1 (gene exosc1). Gene Ontology annotation, cellular component: cytoplasm; nuclear exosome (RNase complex). The record is from RefSeq and is a predicted model, not a curated record. NCBI's taxonomy places the organism in Eukaryota, Metazoa, Chordata, Actinopteri, Perciformes, Sebastidae. Bases 228 to 788 code for a protein of 186 amino acids. The transcript has 8 exons. Gene Ontology annotation, biological process: RNA processing. Gene Ontology annotation, molecular function: RNA binding.